UUCGUGCUGAGCUACGACUCCUUGUCAGAAAAGAGACAGAAUAAACUGCUUGACUCAGUGAAUGGUGAAUUCGUAGUCUGAAUCUGGUUUAAGGGUGAACGUGAAUUUUAUCUGCUUGUCUACCUCGACUGUCUUUGUUAUUACUCUAUAAACGCUAUGGAACCAGCAGUAAAAAAAAUUGUUGGCUAGCUGGCAAGACAGUUCCAUACUUUUAUUUGUAAAACCAAAUAUUUGUUACAUCGUCGUCGAACUCGAGUUGCUUCUACAGCUACCCUAUCCGUGCGAUGUGGUUGUACAUUGAUAGUACUAUCGAGACCGAGUUCCCUUUACAGAUGACGCUAACCAAGAAAAGGUCACUGAUGCUGCUGCUUUUCACGACGUUGUUGGAGAGCUUCACCAUGACAUCAGCGUUGUCCCCUUACUGCCGAUUCACUUCCCUUCACACCAUGUGCAGGCACAAAGGUCUAGGCCGAACCUGUGGCAGUAAUGUGGCUUACAGGGGCGUCGGCACCAGGGAUGUUGAACGCAUCGUCAGUCUGCAUAACCGUUAUAGGUCUAAGGUGGCUGUGGGCAUGGAGACCUUUGGGGCUGAUGGUCCACAGCCGCAAGCAGCUAAUAUGAGGCUUUUGGAAUGGGACUUCGAACUGGCGCAGUUAGCCCAGUCUCACGCCGAUCAAUGCCUCUUCGAGCACGAUUGUCCAGACUGCCGCCGUGUGUCCAGGUUUGGUGUGGGUCAGAAUUUGUGUAUUCGUGCUCAGAUAGGCUUCAACUCGACCAUCGACUGGGAAGGGGUCAUCAACACUUGGUACAGCGAAGUGGAACUUUUCAGUUCGGAUGCCAUAGAACCGUACAGGUUCUCGACAGCCACGGGACGAUAUUCGCAGAUGAUGUGGUCGAGCAGUUAUAAGGUGGGAUGUGGAUUCACAAUGUUCUUGGAAGGAAACUGGUGGAAGCAACUCUACACCUGCGACUACGGGCCGGCCGGGAACAUCAUAUCCUAUCAGAUGUACCGUUCUGGACAUCCUUGCUCCUCCUGUCCGCAUGGUACUACCUGCUCUGCGGAGUACCCUGGAUUGUGUGUUUCAGCAACGCCACCAAGGUUGUACCCCGACUGGUACUCGGAGGACUUCACGGAGGACGACUUUCCCAAAGUCAGUGAGAGGACUAAUGGCACGUCCCAAGAGAGCGGUUUCAGCGAGCUGCUGAUGACACUAGAAGACCUGGAGAGCUUGGAGGACGAUCCUUCCCAAAUUUUGAGAGAGAGCCUCGUACCGGAAGGCGCCGGACAAAAAAUGUCUGUCCUUGGUGGUGGUUACGAACAGGGCUCUCUAGAAGGAGUGAGGGACGAGUUCACCAAUCUCAAAGGACUGUUCGACGCUCUUAUCGGUCUACAGCCACCGCAUUACCUCGUCAAGUACGAGCCUGAUUCGGGGUCAGUAGACGACGACGUCGAGGACGAGAUAUUCCUCAGCUCUUACUCGGGAGAGGAUCCCACCCAAAGACAUAAGAGAGAAGUUGGUCUAUUAUUGGCUUGCGACCUUGAUCUGCUCCCUUGUGAGUUCUCGGUGAUUGGAACCGACUGGAUCGCCGGGGAAAGCGCCCUGGAAGGCAGAUACACCUACACUGUCCUUGAGGCGGGUCAGAAGAGUGUACUCAAUUGCAACACGAAAGUCGCGGCACCGGAGACGGGCAGUAUUUGCGUUGUAAUUUCUCACGUUCGUCAUAUGGAGGCUGACAAUAAUUCAACGGGAGAAGUCGACGCCCUGCCAGAGCUGCUGGUGGACAUUCGGCCCGUGGACGACCAGGACAACAGUGGUGAAGUCGUCCAAAACAGCCUGACGGGGAGCAACGGAAUCUGGGAAACCAGCAGCCUGACCAUCAGUGACGUCACGACUUCCUUCUUCCUCGUGCUGACGAUUGGGCCUGCUACGGGAAGGACUACUGUGGCAAUGAACUCCUUGCGGGUUACUGAUGGGGCGUGUUCAGGUGAAACAUUAAAUAAAUAACAUGGGUUCUCUCUGUAUCAUGUAUUAUCAUCUUGGUUACAAUAACAUGGGUUCUCUCUGUAUCAUGUAUUAUCAUCUUGGUUACAAGCAUUCGGUCUAAUCCCAGUAUAUCGAACAUUGUUAACGAUGAGGAUUUUGUAACUUGGGGUAAAAAUAUAUUAAUAAAUAAAUAGAUAAAUAAAUAACAUGGGUUCUCUCAUCUGCUCUCCUCUUGGUUACAGUAUUCGGUCUAGUCCAACUGUAUCGAACAUUGUCACAAUAAGGAUUUUGUAACUUGGGGUAAAAAUAUAUGAUUAAAUAAAUAGAUAAGUGAAUGGUUCUGUCACAUCUACUCUCCUCUUGGUUACAGUAUUCGGUCUAGACCCACUGUAUCGAACAUCGUUACAAUAAAGGAUUUUGUAAUUUGGGGUUUAUCAUGCAGCCUUUAAUUUGCAUAGUGAGGCUUUGUAUUAUGACACUUUUUUUCCUGCUCACCGGAACGAAUGUCCUGAAUUACAAUUAGGUUUUUAUAGCCCGAAUUAAGCUAUUGCUUCCUGAUGAGUUCGCAACAAUGAGUAUAUAGUACUAACAGCUGUAUGCGCAAUAGCAGUACUCGCUGGGAUUGCGUAAGCUGUUGUAUCUUUGGUGUGGCAAUUCCACAGUUUCCCCUGACGUAAUCCGGUUAAUUUAUGUUGUCUCGGUCUAAUGAAGCCAUUCGUGUCUGGAGUUCUUUGAAAGGUCUGUUAAUAAAGGAAACGAGAGAAACUUGUCAAUGACCGUGGUACGAUGCAAAAGUUCAGAGACGGUACUGAAAUACAUAAAUCCAAUAUCAGAUACUAACGCGUAUUUACGUAGUAUCUGAUAAGAUUCUGUCUCGAAAGAACUGUGUAAUACAUCUAUGUAAACCUAUGAUGUUGUUGUGUUAUUAAAAGCCUGUUGUAAAUCUGUUUCAGUAAAAGAUAAAACCUGCAUUUAC
Macrobrachium nipponense is the source of this 2961-nucleotide messenger RNA. RefSeq lists its product as uncharacterized. The transcript has 9 exons. The record is from RefSeq and is a predicted model, not a curated record. NCBI's taxonomy places the organism in Eukaryota, Metazoa, Arthropoda, Malacostraca, Decapoda, Palaemonidae. The coding region runs from base 285 to 2006 and encodes 573 amino acids. Gene Ontology annotation, cellular component: extracellular region.